AUGGCCACGACGAUGAACAAAACAAUGCGGCCAAUGGUCGGAAUUAUGAACGGCUGGAGGGCACCGUUAGUUCGUUCGAAAGCAACGAAAGUAUCGGCGGCCACAGCUGAAGAUAUGUCCGUUUCCAUGGGAGCCGCAUCAGAGGCCAUUUUCAAACGCGAAGACAAGUACGGAGCGCACAACUAUCACCCUUUGCCCGUAGCCCUCUGCCGAGGCCAAGGAGUGCGAGUUUGGGAUGUUGAGGGACGCGUCUACUACGAUUUUUUAAGCGCGUAUUCAGCCGUCAAUCAGGGCCACUGUCAUCCACGCAUCAUCAAAGCUCUGCAUCAACAAGCCGACAUACUGACCUUAACUUCGAGAGCAUUCUAUUCGGAUGUUUUGGGAGAGUAUGAGGAGUAUGUUACGAAGCUUUUUGGCUACGAUAAAGUUCUUCCAAUGAACACGGGAGUUGAAGGUGGAGAGACGGCUUGCAAAUUGGCUCGCAAAUGGGGCUACACAGUCAAAAAGAUUCCCGACAACCAGGCCAAGAUUGUUUUUGUCGAAGGCAACUUCUGGGGCCGCACCAUGGCUGCCAUUUCGAGCUCCACAGAUCCAUCCAGCUACGCCGGAUUUGGCCCAUACAUGCCGGGCUACGUCAUCAUUCCUUACAAUGAUUUGGGCGCUCUAAAGACGGCUUUGGAAGACCCGACUGUCUGCGCAUUCAUGAUGGAGCCGAUUCAAGGCGAAGCCGGAGUGGUUGUUCCUGAUCCCGGCUAUCUCAAAGGUGUAAGGGAGCUUUGCACGAGAAACAAAGUUCUAUGGAUUGCCGAUGAAGUGCAAACAGGCUUGGGUCGGACGGGCAAACGCUUGGCCGUCGACCAUGAAAACGUAAAGCCAGAUAUUUUAGUCCUCGGUAAAGCCCUGUCCGGUGGUGUUCUUCCCGUCUCCGCUGCACUAACCAACGAUGAUGUCAUGAUGACCAUCAAACCUGGAGAGCACGGUUCGACAUUUGGCGGAAAUCCUUUGGCCUGCAAAGUUGCUAUGGCAGCGUUACAAGUUCUUGAGGAAGAAAAACUUGCAGAUAAUGCAGAAAAACUUGGUCAAAUUUUAAGGGGUGAAAUGCAGGAACUUCCCAGCUCAGUGAUCAAGUUGGUGCGAGGAAAAGGAUUGCUAGACGCCAUCGUUAUCCAACCAGAAUUUGACGCCUGGGAAAUUUGCCUACGGUUGCGUAACGAAGGAUUGCUCGCAAAGCCAACUCACGGUGACAUUAUUCGUUUUGCUCCGCCAUUGGUCAUCAACGAGAAGGAAAUGCUUGAAUGCACAUCCAUCAUUAAAAAAGUUGUUUACUCGUACGUCAAAUGAAACACAAAUUCGCUUCCUAAAUAAUCCUUUCAUACGAAGAUAUUUUGUGAGGGCUUCCUUUUCGUUGCGAUUGUUUUUCUCUUAAAGCCAGCAUCGGAAAACAAUUUUCCAAUAUCCCCGUUCUUCUGUCUGUUAUCUUUUCACUUCUUCAAUUGAAUUAUUCAACAAAAAAUUUUGAACGAUUUUGGUCGGAUUGGGUAAGACGAGAAUGAAAUAUAUUUACAUCGUUGCCUGAAAAAGGAAUAAAGAUGCUAUGAUUCCUA
This is a messenger RNA of Daphnia carinata, 1604 nucleotides long. RefSeq names its product ornithine aminotransferase, mitochondrial-like (gene Oat). Gene Ontology annotation, molecular function: L-ornithine transaminase activity; identical protein binding; pyridoxal phosphate binding. The record is from RefSeq and is a predicted model, not a curated record. Gene Ontology annotation, cellular component: cytoplasm. Lineage: Eukaryota; Metazoa; Arthropoda; Branchiopoda; Diplostraca; Daphniidae.